Sus scrofa (pig) is the source of this 786-nucleotide messenger RNA. RefSeq names its product peroxiredoxin 5 (gene PRDX5). Gene Ontology annotation, molecular function: thioredoxin peroxidase activity. Gene Ontology annotation, biological process: hydrogen peroxide catabolic process; cell redox homeostasis; cellular response to oxidative stress. Gene Ontology annotation, cellular component: cytoplasm; peroxisome; mitochondrion. The record is from RefSeq and is marked provisional. Lineage: Eukaryota; Metazoa; Chordata; Mammalia; Artiodactyla; Suidae.
GCAGGCUGUUGGUGCGGCUGCGCCUUCUGCGCAGCCCGGCAGGUUUGGUGGGCUCCCGGGCGACUGCCGUUGAGUGUGCAGCAGUGGCAGCGGCGGGAGCCGAGGGUGCCUGGAAGGAGACCUCGAGUGGACGCUUGGCAGGGUCCGAGAUUUGAGAAGCGCGGUGUAGCCAUGGCCCCGAUCAAGGUGGGAGAUGCCAUCCCAUCGGUGGUGGUGUUUGAAGGGGAGCCUGAGAAAAAGGUGAACCUGGCAGAGCUGUUCAAGGGCAAGAAGGGGGUGCUGUUUGGAGUCCCUGGGGCCUUUACUCCUGGCUGUUCCAAGACCCACCUUCCAGGGUUUGUGGAGCAGGCCGAAGCACUGAAGGCCAAGGGGAUCCAAGUGGUGGCGUGUCUGAGUGUUAAUGACGUCUUUGUCACUGAAAUGUGGGGACGAGCCCACAACACGGAAGGCAAGGUUCGGCUCCUGGCUGAUCCCACUGGGGCCUUUGGGAAGGAGACAGAUUUAUUACUAGAUGAUUCCUUGGUGUCUCUCUUUGGGAAUCGACGGCUCAAGAGGUUCUCCAUGGUGAUCGAGGAUGGCAUAGUGAAGUCCCUGAAUGUGGAGCCAGAUGGCACAGGCCUCACCUGCAGCCUGGCCCCCAACAUCAUCUCACAGCUCUGAGGCCUUGAGCCCAGAUAUAUUUUUUCUCCCCUUUUCACGUGCCCAGCUGUGGGGAGCGGGCCCCGGGCUCACCUCAGUCGGAACCUUGGCCAGAUUUCUGCAAUAAACUCUUCUGGUUCGUGUCUG